AUGUCGCGUCUGGCUGCCUGUGAAGCCUGUAGAAAGGCUAAAUUGGCAUGCGACCACAAGCUGCCAGUCUGCUCGCGUUGUGAUACUAAUAAGGGGAUUUGUAUCUACAGAACCACACCCUUUAAGCGCAAAAGAGCAGAGAACCAGAGCAUUGGUUCACCAGAUGAAUCACACUCAUUUAAUCCAAGACGCAAUCCAUACCCAAACCCUGGGUAUUUAGGGUCGUCCAGCCAUGCAGCUAUAUUCAAGCACAUCACCCCGGACGGAGACCAUGUCUCUGGUAGCUGCCAAGCAGUACCAGAAGCUUUGCACUCAGACUUGUUUGGGGACAACCAUUUGGUCCUACAAGGCGCCGAUAUUCUCAAGCAUUUAUUGACAACAUACAAGUUGUCCGCUAUGACAGACCUGAUCAUGUUCUGGUUAGCUAAAGGGGCCAAUCUAGCGCUAGCAGAGCCCUUCGUGAAUGAAUGUGCCCAAAGUGUGAGCCAACUGUUCACCUAUCAUGAUGUGAACUGGCAUCUAGUCUACGCAAGACGCCUCUUGUAUAACUCGGCUCAACCACUACAGUUCGAUGAAACCUCUGAUUUGGCCAGUUUCUCAGCCCAGUUUCUAAAUCAUAAUUCACGCUGGGAGACACUGGGAAUAUUCUUUGCUGCUGUUAGCCGAGCCUCAAUUGAUAUCUCGUUCUUCCCAUCUCUAUAUACCACCGAGCAAGAACAGUACACCCUCCGACGACUGUGUACAAAACUUUGCGACUUCGCAUUAGAGAUCUCCCUCUCUCUAGAUUGUCUGAACGACCUGCAAUUGAUCAUGCAAUAUGAAAAUUUCAUUGUUCAUUCCUAUGUGGAUGGUGAUCAGAGCUACCAUUCAUGGCGCAAACUAGGUGACGCAAUAUCCUCUACCUUUGCCCUGGGCUAUCAUGAGAAUAUCGCAGCCAAACCAGGCAUCCCACUAUUUUUAAAAGAGCUGCGCAAAACCGCCUUCGCACGCAUCUACUCCGCAGACAAGAACAUAGCAAUCUUCCUCGGUCGCCCACCGCGAAUGAACAAGCGAUUCUGUCACUUCCAGAUCCCAUACUGCCCGAAAGCAGAAUCUGCAGACUGGACUCCAGAUGUGGAGGCCGGGUACAGGGCUGAUACGCGGUGGUCUGCACUAUGUGCUUCUCUGAAAGAGGAGAUCUGGGAACUUCUCCAAGACAAGCAUGACCCCUCGUGCGCACAGCGAGCAAGCGUGAUACAAUGUCAAGCAGAGAGACAGUGGCAAAGCCUGCCAUCCCACUUCCGACUCGAGAGCAGUCUCAAGAAAUGCACGCAAGGCCCCUUGGAGCGGGAUUUUGUUGCCGGUGUCCGACUUCACCACUUACAUGUACUAUUUCUGCUCCGUCUCCUUCUACUGAAAUCACCGACUGAGCCGGAUUUGCCUAUUAUUGAGACGGCAGGACAAAUGCUCAAUCUUGUUGUGGAGGUGAUUCUUCUGCGGGAUCAACUCAUUAAUUCUGGAACCGGUCUUAUUUGGAAGGUUGCAUACUACGGUCUCCCCGCAGCGGGGAUAAUGCUUCUGGCCAUGUUGAAACAGCGCAUGCCACGAGAGCACCGGACGCGGUCAUUGCAAGAUCUCAGUGUGUUUGCUGCUGAGGUGCAGAUCGGGACGAUUGUGAAAGCCGGAGAACCGAAUUACCCGUUGCUUUCGAAGGCCACGAGGACUAUACAGCGGUUUCUAGAUUCGACGCAUUCAGACCCGGCACAGCCUCUACCUGAACUGGCUGAACAGGAGGGGAAUGACGAGUGGGCGGCGAUGUUGAGUCAGGAUCUGUGGGAAUUCGAGUCAGGGUUCUGGCAGAGUUUGGCAGAUCAUCCGUCUUUGUUAGCUAUUGAGCCUUCUUUGCCUCCUGUUUGA
Messenger RNA from Penicillium paradoxum, 1896 nucleotides. RefSeq lists its product as uncharacterized. The transcript is spliced from 5 exons. Gene Ontology annotation, molecular function: zinc ion binding; DNA-binding transcription factor activity, RNA polymerase II-specific. Gene Ontology annotation, biological process: regulation of DNA-templated transcription. Gene Ontology annotation, cellular component: nucleus. Bases 1 to 1896 code for a protein of 631 amino acids. The record is from RefSeq and is a predicted model, not a curated record. NCBI's taxonomy places the organism in Eukaryota, Fungi, Ascomycota, Eurotiomycetes, Eurotiales, Aspergillaceae.